Leptosia nina is the source of this 588-nucleotide messenger RNA. NCBI's taxonomy places the organism in Eukaryota, Metazoa, Arthropoda, Insecta, Lepidoptera, Pieridae. The record is from the annotation of a GenBank genome assembly.
AUGUGGAAAACGUCAUUUUCCAAUAGUUCCGGUGACGAUCUCAUACUAAGAAGAUUGAAAAAGCAGUUGGCCAGCCUGACGUGCAAAUGCAAGAUAUGCGAGAAAUACAACGUGACUCCAAUUGAUGAUAAUGCCAGUGUUCCAAAAACCAAGGCAAUUCAAGCUCAUCCGAGCCUCUUGAGAGCUGACGGCAAAAGCGUUAAUCCUGGCAAGGAAAAGUUUUGCCCAGGUUGUUACGUCGCUUAUAAUUUAUUGAAAAAGAACGAUAAUAGAACUUUCAAGGAUGAAGAAUCUGAAACAAACUCGGUCACGUUUUCUUCCGAUAAAGGCGUACAGCAGACUGUAAAAAGCCUCGACAGAACCACGUCUAUGAGUAUGAAAAAAUCUGUGAAAUAUAUGGAUUCGAUUAUAUUCGAUUUAUUUAAUCAAGAAUCGGACAUAAUAUUCAAAAACAAUGAUUCGAAGAAAAAUAUUGAACAGAUGAACUUUAUUAAUGUUAGCAAUGAAAAUAGCAAGGCUAACUGCCUUUGCCUUGAAAAUUUUAUUGACUCCAUUAGACCGCCACUGAGGUUUGAUAUUUUUAAAUGA